Lachnellula hyalina is the source of this 294-nucleotide messenger RNA. RefSeq lists its product as uncharacterized. Bases 1 to 294 code for a protein of 97 amino acids. Lineage: Eukaryota; Fungi; Ascomycota; Leotiomycetes; Helotiales; Lachnaceae. The transcript has 2 exons. The record is from RefSeq and is a predicted model, not a curated record.
AUGCCUCCCCACCAAACCCAAUCAGGCGAGCUAGGACUUUCAACCCGCAACGAAAGCUUACCAACACCAAGCAAUUCUCCCACACAACACAGAGAAUGGCAUUCACACCCAGAGGCGGACGCGGCGGCGGAGACCGUGGAGGACGAGGCGGAUUUUCCAGAGGAGGAGAUCGUGGGGGACGCGGAGGCUUUUCUAGAGGCGGUGGUGAUCGUGGGGGACGAGGAGGGUUCUCAAGAGGUGGACGAGGUUAGUACUUUAUUCCUCAGCUACUCGAGAGAGAUCUCGAUUGGUUGA